AUGCGGUGCAGGGUUAAGCUGAUUGGGUUUGCGCGCGUGAUGUUUGCUCUGGUGCCGUCCUGGCGCUCGGCCAAGGACGGAACAGCCCUGCUUCUGCUGUACCAGCCUGCCUCGCCGGGCUGGCGGGGCUGGGUGCUGGACUGGUUCCGCCUCAAUCUGGGCACGCGCCUGCUCCCCAUCGCCCUCAUGGGCGUGCUCAUGGACCAGCCGCCGCUGGCGGUGCUGCUGCAGCAGGCGGCGCUGACGGCGCUGACCGCCAACGGCGCCGGCUUCUGCGCCACGCCCCUGCUGGCAGACCCGCUGUCCCGGGAGCGGCUGGAGCGCGUUUGGCAUGCGGUGGAGCUGGUGCCCACCAUGGUGCCCUCCCUGGGCCCCUGGCUGACCGACUCAGAGGCUCGGCAGCACGAGCUGCGUUGCGUGGCGGUCCUCAGCAUGCAGCAAUGCAUCCUGGGUGUUGCCGUUCCUACCCUCAUUGUCGGCUCGGCCUUCAAGUGGCCCUGGAGCUACACCACGCAUCGACAGCGGCGGCGGCAGCCCGAGGCGCCGGAGGAGGGGCAGGAGUGGGACGCGGCUCGAUGGCAGCGACGCGGCCAGGCAGCGUGGCGGCGCAGCUGGGGCCAGGGAGCCGUGGAAGGCGCGGGCGCGGCAUGGGAUUGGGCAGAUGAGGCGCUCACCGACUUCUGCGCUGGCCACGGCUACCCGGCGCCCCAUGUGGAGCGCGGCAUCAUCCUGACCCUCCUCUCGGGCUUCCUGUGGCUGCUGUGCAAGGCCUGGGCGCAUCAUCAGGGCAUGACGAGCAUGUACAAGCGGCGCCGAGGCAAAGGAGGAGGCCUGGCGGCGGUGCCCUCCCGCCUGGGGGUCGCGGUCGCGGUGUGCCUCGCCGCCCUGGCGCCGCCAGCGGCAGGCCAGAUGCUGUCGCCGCUCAGGGGGCAGGGCUCGCCCGACCUCGCCACCACCGAUGUCUACGUCAGCGUCUACCUGGACCGGUUGCUGGAGGUGGACGAGCGCAACUACCGCACCGAAAUGAUCAGCUACUUUUACAUCACAUGGACGGACCCAGGGGCGUUUACCACGGUGGUGGAGACCACCGCGGCCUGGCUGGCGGGCAACCGCAGCUGCGACCGACAGUGCACAGACUGGGCGGGGGCGGUGGCGUGCUGCGACGACAUUUACAUCCCCAGCUUCUUCUUCAGGAAUGUGUACGGCUUCCCGCAGGACCGUGCCUCGGGCGACAAGAUUGCGCUGCUGCCCGCCCCCAACAACAGCAUCGCCUGGAACCCAAUGGACCUCAGCCACUUUCCCUUUGACUCCUGGGACCUGCUGAUGACUGUUGAAUUCAUGGACACCAGCACCCCAGACCACCCCGGCGUGGUGGUGCACACCAGCAGCGGCGGCACCUCGCUCUUCACGACUGGCAAAGGUGACCCGGUGUCGCAGUGGGGCAUCAACGGCAUCAGCCUGACUGUGACCAGCAGGCUGCUGCCCAACCCUCAGAAGUUUGUGCAGGCCUUCUCAUAUAUUCCUUCCAACCCCGACGACCCGCUGGGCCUGACCAACACCGACGCGGCCCUGCUGCGUGGCUGCCGCCCCGGCGCCACCACCCUGGCGGCCGCGCGCAACAGCACCACCAUCAGCGUCAAGAUACGCAUCGAGCGCUUCUACAGCUACCACGUGCUCAACACAGUGCUGCCGGUGCUGCUGCUGGGCCUGCUGUCCUUUGUUGUCUUCUACCUUGAGCGGGCAGACCUGAGCAGCCGGCUGGGCAUCGUGGUGACGCUGUUCCUGGCCAUGGCGGCCCCCGCCUCCAGCUAUGUGCUGCCCACGCAGCAGGCCGCCAUCGCCACCUACGUCCUGCUGACGCUCAUUGCUGUGGAGUCGAUUGUGGUGUACCGGAUUGAGACUCGGGAGGAGCGGGCGCACAAGCGGCAGGCGCUGUGGGAGGCGCGGGAGCAACACAAGGCGGCCAAGAGGGCCGCCGCCGGCAUGGCAGCAGCGGAGAAGCAGGGCCUGCCAGUGCAGCAGCAUGAGCUCGGCGCGCCGACCACCAACGGCUCCUACGCGAGUCCACCGGCAGCAGCAGAGGUCGCACUAGCAGCGGCCGGCGGCACGGCGUAUGCACACGCCGGCGCCGUCCCGGCGGCGGCGAACCAGCAGCAGCGCCGCCGCAACUGGCGCUGCUGGGGCAAAGCCGGCGCCGCGCCAUCACGUCCGACACCUCUGGAUGUAGCGUAUGAUGCGUGGAAGGCUUAUGCCAUUGACAAGUGCUCCAUGUUUGUGCUCCUCGUCCUGUACGUUGUCACAGUGAUACUCAUCUACGCCCUGCAGAGCGGCUACAUCGACCUGUGGGCCUGA
Molecule: messenger RNA, 2352 nt
Organism: Chlorella variabilis
Lineage: Eukaryota; Viridiplantae; Chlorophyta; Trebouxiophyceae; Chlorellales; Chlorellaceae
Exons: 14
Coding region: 1-2352 (783 amino acids)
Biological process (GO): nervous system process; monoatomic ion transmembrane transport; signal transduction
Cellular component (GO): neuron projection; membrane; synapse
Molecular function (GO): transmembrane signaling receptor activity; extracellular ligand-gated monoatomic ion channel activity; neurotransmitter receptor activity
Source: RefSeq, a predicted model, not a curated record